This is a messenger RNA of Eubalaena glacialis (North Atlantic right whale), 1387 nucleotides long. Its product is annotated as meiosis-specific with OB domain-containing protein-like. Gene Ontology annotation, molecular function: single-stranded DNA binding; single-stranded DNA 3'-5' DNA exonuclease activity. Gene Ontology annotation, biological process: resolution of meiotic recombination intermediates. Lineage: Eukaryota; Metazoa; Chordata; Mammalia; Artiodactyla; Balaenidae. The record is from RefSeq and is a predicted model, not a curated record.
GUGGUGGACCGCUGUCCAGGUGCGAGGAGCGGCUAAGCGAGCGCUCCCGGGAGAAGCUGGCGCGGACGCCUGAGGUAAAAGAAUGGCUAACUCCAUUGCAUCAAAGAACUUUACUGCACUUUCAGACCUGCAUCCAAAUAUGGCUAAUUUAAAAAUAAUCGGCAUAGUUAUUGGAAAAACAGAUGUCAAAGGCUUUCCAGACAGAAAAAAUAUUGGAUCAGAAAGGUACACUUUCAGUUUCACCAUUCGUGAUUCAACAACCCAUUUUGUAAAUGCAACAUCGUGGGGCAAGGAAGAUUACAUCAGAUCACUUUCUGAUGGCUUUCGUGUUGGCGAGUGUGUGAUAAUUGAAAAUCCCCUGAUCCAAAGAAAGGAAUUAGAAAGAGAAGAAAAGUUCAGCCCUGCAACUCCUAGCGAUUAUAAACUAUUGCUCAGUGAGAAUCACUCAAUGGUAAAAGUUUGUUCCAGUUAUGAAGUGGAUGCGAAGCUACUUUCUUUGAUAUACUUACCUGUUAAAGAGUCUUGUGAUUAUUAUUCAUUGGGUGACAUUGUUGCAAACGGACACAGUCUUGAUGGGAGAAUUAUUAAUGUCCUUGCAGCUGUGAGGUCGGUUGGAGAGCCAAAAUACUUUACAACUUCAGACCGAAGAAAAGGCCAGAGGUGUGAAGUUAAACUCUAUGAUGAGACGUCUUCUUUUGCAAUGAUAUGUUGGGAUAAUGAAUCUAUUCUACUUGCACAGAGCUGGGUGCCACGAGAAACAGUAAUAUUUGCCUCAGAUGUAAGAAUAAGUUUUGACAAGUUUCGGAACUGCAUGACAGCAACUGUAAUCUCAAAAACCAUUAUUACAACUAAUCCAGAUACACCAGAAGCUAACAUCCUAUUGAAUUUUAUAAGAGAAAAUAAAGAAACGAAUCCUCUGGAUGAUGAAAUUGACAGUUAUUUGAAAGAAUCCACAAAUUUAAAUACAAUAGUUGAUGUCUAUACAGUUGAACAAUUAAAGGUAAAAGCUUUGAAGAAUGAAGGAAAAGCUGAUCCUAUCUAUGGAAUUCUUUAUGCUUACAUUUCUACACUGAACAUUGAUGAUGAAACUACAAAAGUAGUUCGAAAUAGUGGUACCCUCCAUUCCUGUAGUCUCACAGGACGUGUUGCUGAGGAGACUUUGGGCUUCACUUUUUUUUUAUCUCAUAGAGCAAGGGGUGGACUGAGAGUGAGUGUGCUCUCCUGUAAGCUCGCAGAUCCUAUCGAGGCAAGUAGGAACUUGUCUGGACAAGGAAAUAUUUAAAAACCAGACGUCAUUUUAAACUCUGGAAAAGAAUACGAGUUUUAACCGCCUUUAAAGUGGAAAAUGAGUUUGAAAAUUACAGAUAAAAUUGUAUUUUGUUCAAAU